Cloeon dipterum is the source of this 3311-nucleotide messenger RNA. RefSeq names its product Kinesin family member 3C (gene Kif3C). The transcript is spliced from 11 exons. Gene Ontology annotation, molecular function: microtubule binding; microtubule motor activity; ATP binding. The coding region runs from base 234 to 2621 and encodes 795 amino acids. Gene Ontology annotation, biological process: microtubule-based movement; spindle elongation; mitotic spindle organization. NCBI's taxonomy places the organism in Eukaryota, Metazoa, Arthropoda, Insecta, Ephemeroptera, Baetidae. The record is from RefSeq and is a predicted model, not a curated record. Gene Ontology annotation, cellular component: microtubule associated complex.
ACCCCCGGCGCACACUCGGUGCGGCCGCCCACUCGAUAUUGAAUGCAGCGCGAAGCAGAGCCGCGACCGCCGCUUGACCAAGGGUGGAUUUAUUUCAGUCAUGCGGUCAGUGCGUGCAGCGUAACACUUUAUUUGUCGCUCUAAUUUUCCGAGAGAAAGAAAUAUCUAGGCUGACAGAUAUGUUCCCAUUAUUUGGAUUUCAUCGCCAUUGAAAGGAAUAUUUCGCAGGAAAGAUGGGCGAAACGGUGAAAGUGGUUGUGCGGUGCAGGCCGAUGAACGCCAAAGAAGUCGACAUGGGCUGCAAAAACGUGGUGAAUAUGGAUCCAGUUUGCUGCACCUGUUAUCUGAGCAACCCCAACGAGCCGAGCGCGCCGCACAAAGCGUUCAGGUUCGACGGCGUCUACGAUGCGACCAGCACCACGGAAAAUGUCUACAACGAAGUGGCCUAUCCGUUGAUAGAGGGAGUUCCUGAAGGCUACAACUGCACGAUUUUCGCGUACGGGCAGACGGGUUGCGGCAAGAGUUUCACGAUGCAGGGGCCGAAGGAGCCGGCCAGCCAGCGCGGCAUCAUCCCCCGAGCCCUUGAGCAGCUUUUCGAGGCGGCUGCUGUCAGCGAGGCCAAAUUUCUGCUGACUGCCUCCUUUUUAGAAAUCCAUAACGAGGAAAUCAGAGACCUGCUCAAUCCUGCCAAUCAGAAAAAUAGACUGGAACUUAGAGAACAUCCGGAAAAGGGCGUCUAUGUGCAUGACCUUUCGAGUCACCCUGUGCACAGCAAAAACCAAUGCGUGGAUUUGAUGGAGCGGGGGUGGGCGCUGCGGGCGGUAGGGGCCACCCUGAUGAACGCGGACUCGUCGCGCAGCCACUGCAUCUUCUGCGUCAACGUGGAGCGCAUGGACGUGCUGAGCGACGGCAGCAGCGGCGUGCGUCGCGGAAAGUUGAACCUGGUGGACCUGGCCGGCAGCGAGCGGCAGGCCAAAACCGGCGCCACCGGCGACAGACUGAAGGAAGCCACCAAGAUCAACCUGUCCCUGAGCGCGCUCGGCAACGUCAUCUCGGCCCUGGUCGACGGACGCACCAGACACGUGCCCUACAGAGAUUCAAAACUCACCCGCCUGCUGCAGGACUCGCUGGGCGGCAACACGAAAACCUUGAUGGUGGCUUGUCUGUCGCCGGCCGACUACAACUACGACGAGACCCUGAGCACGCUGCGCUACGCGCACAGGGCAAAGAGCAUCGAGAACAAGCCGAGAAUCAACGAAGAUCCGAAAGACGCCGUCAUCCGGCAGUACCAGACGGAAAUCGAGCAGCUGAAAAUGCUUCUCAGCGGCAGUGUGUCGUCGUCGGUGUUGCCGCUGAACAACAACGUCGGCAGCCACGCCGAGGUUGAGGACCUGCGCGCCAGAUUCGAAGAGGAACAGCGCAACAAGGCGCGCCUCCAGCAGGACCUGGAGGAGCUCAAGUCUUCCUACGCACAGCUCACUCAGCUAAAUAAGGUUGGCCGGUCGCAAGAGACCGAAGGAGAGGAAGACGUGAAAAUGGCCUCUCCAGAGUUAGUGGAGCAGUCGUCGAGCACGCUACAGCAGUCAGUUCUUCAGAGAUUGCGAGACCUGCAGUCGAACAUGGUGGGUGGGGAGCUGGCGCACGACACGGCGCUGAAAGAAAAACGGCAGCGCCAACGGAAGGCGUCAGAGCGUCGGCUGAAAGCGUUGGCCACGGCGCUCAGCAAAAAAGACGACGAAGAAGCGGCCGUCCUGCAGGUCUACGACGACAUCGAGCAGGAGUUGGCGGCCAAGAGCGACGCCCUGCGCAAGGCAAGGGCCAAAAUUCGCUCUUUCGAACGCGAAAUCAAAGACCUGCAGCGCGAAUUCGAGAUCGAACGCACCGACUAUUUGGAAACGAUCCGUCGGCAGGACCGAAAUCUGCAGCUCCUGCAGCAAAUCACGGCAAAAAUGGCGCCGCUGGUCAAACCCGAGUGCAACUACAGCGACGUCGAACGCGUCAAAGGAGAGGCCGUGUGGGUGGAGGACCUGCAGAAGUGGCGCCUGCCCGAAACCUCGAUCGGCCGCACGCGCCUCCCGCCCGCCGGCUCCACCACGCCGCCCAAGCAGGUUGUCCAACCGAUGCUCGUGCUCAAUCCGUCCAACACCGCUCCUGCUAAGCUUGGCGCUUCCACCAGCACCCCAUCCUCCCCUGAGCCACCUGUCAAUGCCGGCGAUACCUUGAAACAGAAACUGGAGAAAGGUGCUCAAGAAAACUUGGCGGCCAACUACUUCAAGCCGAAGCGAGCGACAGAGCUGCUGAUUAAGGCCCAAGAAGAAAACACUGGAAGGCAGUGGAUUGCGCAGCAAUGGAGAGAGGCGAGAAGAGGCGGACAGUUGCUGGCGACUAGUCUGACGAGUCUCAGCUCCAGCGCCGGACCCACGCUGGAAAUGGCUGCUCUUUCCGGAAAUAACAACUCUCCAAUGCUCAACCGAAGCAACGUUGCCUGGGCACAUGACAGUACGCCUGACCUCUUUAUCUCCCGGAAGCCGGCCCGCUUGGAAGCACUGCCCCUUCUCGCCGAGAAAAUUGGCAACAGGAAGAGAGUCAAAGCGGAGCUAAACACGUUGGAUCUCAUAUGACUAGAGGCCGGCGUUUAAACGAUGUAUUUGACUACUUGCGCACCUGUUAAUCCGAAAAUUGUGAUUAUUUUCCUACCUUUCCAUUUAAAUACCCACUGAAACCACAUUUUUUCCGUGUGUCCUGAGUCCUGAGAAUCGAAAUAAUUUUCCCGAUCAAAAAUUUAUGGUGAGGUGCGAGCAGCGGCGCAAAUAAUGUACCAUUUGGUCGCUACUGCGCAUGCGUCAUUCCCUCUCAGCUGCCAAGCACGAAUCAUCGCAGUGGCAGCUGUGACGUCAGAGUCGUGGCGCCUGCGCGGUAGCGACCAAAAGGUUCACAGCGCCAAAGCAACGUGCGUUUUGCUUUGCCUCUAUACCUUCAUUCCAGGUCAAUGGUCACAACCUGGCUUCAGGUCGGAAGUUGAGAACGCGAGAUCUCGGCCUCUGCUGGUCAGAAAUGCAAAAACUGCAUACCGAUGAACUCGUCUUGAUGCUCCCUGAAGAGCCAAAUAGGUUUCAACCUCCCCAUUUCAUCCCUCCUCCAUCCCCUCGUAUUUAUGACAUUAAUUAAUUUUUUUUCAGCCUGAUGGCAAUUUAAUUUAAGAAAAAAUCAAUAUGUUUUCGGAUUAAUAGGUGCUCCCCCUUGUAAGCUACUUCUGUGAUACUAAAAUUGCGUGGAAUCAAUCGCCCUUUUUACUGGAAAUCAAUUUAUAC